CAGUGAUUCUGGUUGACCUCCCGUAGUUUUGUGUUUCUGCUGCUGUUUUUUUGCUAUCCAUCAUGAUCCAAGAGGAAAUCUUCACCUCUGGUGUUGCAGUGCAAGUGCAGAAAGAACGAGACCGUGAGCUUGGCAUUGGAAGCAAUGAAAAGGCAGUUAAGUACUUGGGACAGGACUAUGACCUUAUAAAAAUGGAGUGUCAGCAGAAUGGAGUUUUGUUUAAAGAUGAAUCCUUCCCUACAGCUCCUUCAUCUCUAGGCUUCAAGGAACUUGGACCUGGUUCUCCCAAAAUACACGGAGUCCAGUGGAAACGACCAACGGAAAUUACCCCCAAUCCCCAGUUUAUUGUAGAUGGAGCCACACGCACGGACAUCUGUCAGGGAGCCCUAGGUGACUGUUGGCUUUUAGCAGCUAUUGCCUCCCUUACACUGAAUGAAAAGAUUCUUCAUCGAGUAGUGCCACAUGGGCAGAGUUUCCAACAGGGCUAUUGUGGGGUUUUCCAUUUUCAGCUUUGGCAGUUUGGAGAGUGGUGUGAUGUCGUGAUUGAUGAUCUGCUUCCUGUGAAAGAUGGAAAACUUUUAUUUGUGCAUUCUGCUGCAGGAAAUGAGUACUGGAGUGCACUUCUGGAGAAAGCCUAUGCUAAGGCCAAUGGAAGCUAUGAAGCAUUGUCUGGAGGAAGCACUUCAGAAGGCUUUGAAGAUUUCACAGGAGGAGUUACCGAAUGGUUUGACCUUAAGAAACCACCAAGUGACCUCUUUUUGAUUAUUAAGAAAGCACUGGAGAGGGGAUCACUGCUUGGAUGUUCCAUUGAUAUUACAAGUCAAUUUGAUAUGGAAUCUGUAACAUUCAAGAAGUUGGUGAAGGGUCAUGCGUACUCUCUCACUGGGGCAAAGGAGGUAAAUCAUCGAGGACAGAUGGUAAAACUCAUCAGAGUAAGGAAUCCAUGGGGAGAGGUAGAGUGGACGGGACCUUGGAGUGACAACUCCCGUGAAUGGAAUGAAGUUGAUCCAUCAUUUCGGGAUCAAGUCCGAAUUCAAAUGGAGGAUGGAGAGUUUUGGAUGUCCUUUCAAGAUUUUACACGAGAAUUUACUCGUUUGGAAAUCUGUAACCUCACUCCUGAUGCCCUGAAAGAUGCCAGAAUUCGCAACUGGAAUACAUCACUUUAUAGUGGGUCAUGGAGAAAAGGAAGCACAGCUGGAGGGUGCCGAAACUUUCCAGCUACUUUCUGGAUCAACCCACAGUUUAAAGUUCGACUAAAUGAAAUUGAUGAUCAGAACCAAGGCGAAAAAGGGUGCAGCCUUCUAGUUGCUCUAAUGCAGAAAGAUCGUCGUAAACAAAGACGUUUGGGACAGGACAUGGAAACCAUUGGCUAUGCCAUUUAUGAGGUCCCUCGAGAGAGAGCUUGAUGAUGAAAAUACAGCUAAUCUUCCUGAUGAGAAAGAGUUGUCUGAAAUGGAACUUGAUGAAGGUUUUAAGAGUCUUUUCAGUCAGUUAGCAGGACCAGAUAGGCAAAUAAGUGCACCUGAGCUGAAAACUAUACUCAACAGGAUUAUUGCUAAACACAAAGAUCUAAGGACGGAUGGCUUCUGUCUGGAUUCUUGUCGCACCAUGGUGAACCUCAUGGAUAAAGAUGGAAAUGGGAAAUUGGGAAUGGUAGAAUUUAAUGCUCUUUGGUGCAAAAUUCGACAUUACUUGGGAGUUUUCCGCAAGUAUGAUUUAGAUAAGUCUGGAACCAUAAGUGCUUAUGAAAUGCGUCUUGCUUUGGAAAAUGCAGGUUUUAAACUGAGCAAUCGAAUGCACCAACUGAUCAUCACCCGAUAUGCAGAGACCGAUCUUGACCUUAAUUUUGAUAGCUUUGUCUGCUGUUUAAUUCGACUUGAGAUGGUAUUCAGAGCAUUCAAAGCCUUGGACACUGACAAAGAUGGAAUUGUGGAGUUCAACUUAUUUCAGUGGUUGUCUCUGACAAUGUUUGCUUAAGCAUCAGGAAAUCCAGCCUUCUCAUCAUGAUGUGAUUUUUUUUUGACUUGCAAGUGCCUUUGGUGUUGGGACAUUAACAUCAAGUUGUUUCUCUUCCAUUUUUUGCUUCUGGCCAAUCUCCCUUAUGCAGCAAAAAUAUGAAAACAGUGAUACCACUGUUUCUGGGAAUGUUCUGCACAUUGGAUGCUAACAAAAGAAAAACCUUUUUGUGGAUUACUUACCAAGGUCUUCAGCAGAUUUAAGAGAAUGGCUUAUCACAAGGGCUAUUCCCAGAAGAUUAGGUAAAAUCUGAAUAAAAGCCAUAGUCUGCAUUAUCUCCAUUGCCAUAACUUUUUUUGUUGAGCAUAUUGGCAUUGCUUUUCUUUUAAAGUUAAGAUUCUUGCCAAUGAAAAAAAAUGUUCUUAACUGCACGUACAUGCACAAAUAUUGCAUGUAAGUAUUGCACUGAUUGACAAGGUCAGGAAUAUAAAGCAAUAAUCUACUGUUGUUUAAUAAUGUGUACUUCACUUAAUCCCUUUAAGUAGUUUUACUGUACCAAAUACAGAGCUAUAUCCCUGACAUAUAUAGUCUUUCUCUCUAGAAAUAAAGCUGUAGCAAAAAACAGCAUGAAUAUAACUGCUUCAGAAAAGUAUGUGAAAACUCAAAAUGACCCAAAACCAGCUUCCGAGAGAGAGAGAACUAAAAUUCUAACUAUCUGAGAGAGUGCCUCACUGGCCACAGACCUGUUUAUCUGCCAUUUUAAUGGUGAUGCACGUGUCUACAUUCAUGAAAUAGAGAAUGCGUUUUAUGACAAGCGAAUGUGACUUUUAUGAAGCCAUACAAAACAGUUUUUAAAGAUGUGGUACAAAUCCAUAGGAGCUCCAGUGCCAAACAUUCUGUACUAGGGCUGUGGUGUUUAGUGUUUAUAGUAGAUGUUAUUACAGGUCACAGAUUCCAGAUCUUAGAACUUCAUUUGUCAAAUGUUUUAGUAGUUUGCCAUAAAAUUGCUUGAUUAUGUGCAUUUUUUACAAAAAAAUGUCAAUCACCUCUCCAAGUAUUGUGAAAUGUGUUAAGACAUUUGAGAUGUAUUGUUUUUUCACACAAGUAUAAUAACAUUUUAGAUUUUUUUUACAGAAUUGUAAUUUAAGAGUGAUCUUUAGUUUGCUAACAUGUUUGCUCAAAGCUGUAAGACAAUACAGAGUUAAGUGCCAACAAGUACUUGCUGUAAAACAAAUUUCAGGGUGUAUGUUAAGCGUACUGUCACAACCUUGGCCGACUCAUUGCCUUCUGAAAAAGGUUACACAAACUACCUGCAUAUUUGCAGAAUGCAUGUUAAGAUAAAUAAGCAGAUAGCUGUGACCCAGAAUUUAAGAUCAGAGAACAUUAGUUAUUACAUUCUGCAAAAGUUUAGGACUGUUUAUGCUGUGCCACCUGUAGAUCUUCCCUUGUAGUCUUGUUCCCUUUAGUUAGGUGAUGGAGUAUUGUGCACAUAGACCACUUAUUCCUUAAAAGGGCUUGGAACAUUAUUUGUGCUUCAGCUGCAUGCUGAAUGUAAAUGUACUGCACAACAUUUUAAAAACAUGCCUAACCCCCUAUCAAAACAUAAGGGUUUAAUUAUGGUUUUGAAAUAAUUGUCAGAAUACAAUGUCAUCAUUUGCAUAUGCAUACAUUAUCAUGCUUUGAAGAAAAAAAAAUUGUUAUGGUAUGUAUCUCAGCAGUGCCAUGUAGGCAUUGUCUAAAAGAAGAAAGACAAACCGGUUAUGGUGAGCUGUGCCAUAAAAGUCUUUGGACCAAGAGUUAUCCCCAAAUCACAGUCAAAAAGCCAUUUUCAGAGAAGAGCAACAUUCCACAUAUUUCACAAAAAAUGUUUCUUGAUAUAAACUACAGCUACCACUACAUUUUAGAUCUAAUGCAUUAAAAGUAGUAAAAGUAAUUUACGGUUCUAUAGUCAUCUGCUGUUUUACCUAUGCCAAGAAACAUAAUUUUUAUAUAAUACUUAACAUUUGCGGGUUUUAUACAGACAGGGUGUAUACUCUGAAUAUUUUAUGAUAUAGUGCUACAAUCUCCUGUUUUGAAUGAAAAUGAAAAUUUAGUAGUAUCUUAUGGCUAUUGUAUAAAACUUUUUAAUCAGCAGGCAUUAAAAUCUUUAUAAUCUCCUCAGUACCUACCUCUGAUUCAUAAUAACUACUCCAGCCCUGAUUUACAAACACAUUCCCAUUCCCCCUGAUCUAGCUGGCACAGGAAAUGAAAGUCUUACAAAUUUAACAAGACAGUCUUCAAGAAUACAGUUAGAGAUAUUGGCAGAGCUCUUUGUCUGCACUGGAUUAUAUUCAAACUUUUUCAUUGCAUACUUAGAGCCACAGUGCUUCUCAAGAGAAGGUAAUUAGAAACUCUAAAAUUAUUCUUUAUACAUGUCUUAAAUAUCAAAAUACUGUAGUGAUACCCUAUAACAAUACAAAAGAAACUGCACCUACCAGCCUGUCCCUAUUUAUUCUUUGUAAUCUCUUCACAUGCAUUACCUAAUGGCAGUAAAUCAGUGCAUAUUAUUUAGACUUGUUGGCAGUAAAAUCACCUUGAAGUAUUUUUGAUAAAGCAGUUUGACAGAUUUACACAAAAGUGUCCCAUUAACCCAGAACGUACAAACUUAAUUCAGUAUCUGUUAAUACAGAUACAUUGAGACAGCUGUUGAAGUCUGUUUAGCUCUAUUAGUUCAGAUCUUGAAGAGGUUAAUUAGAUUUUUUGUACUAUGGGAACAAAAUAUUAGGGAAAACAAAGCUAGUGAUGGCAUUACUGUAGACAGAUCCAUUUUUGGUACGAGCAUAACUUUUUCAAUUUUAUUAUUAUUUUGUUGUACUCUGUCCACACAUUGAGAAGACCAGGAAAUCAAAUAUUCUCUUACAGUUGUAUACAAAAAACCUUAUACUUGAUGUGUUUGCCAAAAUGCAUGUUUUUAUAUAUGGGAAAUGUGUUAUAAUGUGAUAUUUGUGUUCUUUAGAAAAUAUGCGCAGUUUUUAAAACAAUAAAAUAUAUGUAAAAGGUU
Messenger RNA from Protopterus annectens (West African lungfish), 4996 nucleotides. RefSeq names its product calpain 1 (gene CAPN1). Gene Ontology annotation, cellular component: cytoplasm. Gene Ontology annotation, biological process: proteolysis. Lineage: Eukaryota; Metazoa; Chordata; Ceratodontiformes; Protopteridae. The record is from RefSeq and is a predicted model, not a curated record. Gene Ontology annotation, molecular function: calcium-dependent cysteine-type endopeptidase activity; calcium ion binding.